AAUCAGGCUGCUUCCCCCUCUCACACCCACUAAAGGACACCCCCCCACGGGGUGCAGACCGCCACAGCCCCCAAACCUGCCCUCACUGAACCAGUGGACUUGGGGCGGCCCCCUCCUAUCGCCCUGGUGGCCUUAACUCUCUACAGAGGGAGUGGAGGCGCCUGGAACAGGGAGGGCGGGCGGUGCGCCCAGCCGGGGCGUGGAGCCUUAGCCGGAAAUAGAACUUGACCUUGAGGCCUCAGAGAAAAACAGUAAUUGGAGUAGAAAUAAAGCCUAAAUCACUUGUUGAAAGCCCAACAUGUCAAUAGCUGCUACUUAGAGCCAGCCUUACCCUGUCAUUGAGUUCAUUAUAAAAUUUGCUUCAAGUCCAGUUUACCAGCAGUUUAAAUCCUCAGGGUGGUUCAGAGUAGGAACAACCAGUAGCAACUUUGCUUGGCCUCUGAGGGAGUCUGAGCUUCCAGAUCCUUCCUCCCAACUGCCACUAGUCUCCCUCCUCUAUUUGAGGGACAGUGAAGUGGAUCCCAAAACAAGCGACUUGACCUGAACCCUGGGCUUUUUAGAUGCUAACCGCUGAACCACCAGCACCUGUAGGACAUAGUCCUUAGAGAAACUGAGGCAGGAUCCCAGGCAUAACCCUAAGGCAGAGGCCAAAGUGGGAAUCCAAGCCCUCCCCAAGCCCCACUGAUCUUCACAAACUGUGAGUUGCAGAGAGGAUUCCAACUAGAAGAAUUAACCUCGAUGUUCAAGUUGAUUCCCCGGCCUCUUGGGCUGGGAGGCUGGGCCAGUGGGCCUUUUAACCAGCCCGCACAGGCGGCUCCGGACGCCAGCCCUGGAUGCCGUGCCUGGCCUCUGUGGUCUCGGCAGCCACCAGCCCGGCCAGCCCGGCCAGUAUGCAGCAGCCGCCGCCACCGCCACCUGGGCCCUUGGCCCCUGCAACUGAGCCCACCAAGCCCCCCUACAGCUACAUUGCCCUGAUCGCCAUGGCCAUCCAGAGCUCACCGGGGCAGAGGGCCACACUCAGUGGCAUCUACCGCUACAUCAUGGGCCGCUUUGCCUUCUACCGCCACAACCGGCCCGGCUGGCAGAACAGCAUCCGCCACAACCUGUCUCUCAAUGAGUGCUUUGUCAAGGUGCCCCGUGAUGACCGCAAGCCAGGCAAGGGCAGCUACUGGACCCUGGACCCCGACUGCCACGACAUGUUCCAGCACGGCAGCUUCCUCCGCCGCCGCCGCCGCUUCACCCGUCGGGCAGGUGCAGAGGGUACCAGGAGCCCCGCCAAGGCACGCCGGGGACCCCUCAGAGCCACCAGCCAGGAUCCCGGAGGCACCCACGCCACACCCAGCAGGCAGUGCCCGUUCCCACCAGAGCUGCCAGACCCCAAGGGCCUAAGCUUUGGGGGUCUGGUGGGGACCUUGCCAGACAGCACGUGCCCAGCAACCGCUGACAUCGCCAGGCCUCGGCUGCCCGUGGAGCCCAAGGAGAUGUCCACGCCCAAGCCCACUGGCCCAGGGGAGCUGCCGGCGGUCCCCUCGUCCUCCCCGUGCCCAGCGUUUGGCUUUCCUGCCAGCUUCUCUGAGGCCGAGGGCUUUAGCAAGUCCCCUACGCCCGUGCUGACCCCCGAGGCAGGCCUCGGGAGCGGCUACCAGUGCCGACUGCAGGCGCUCAAUUUCUGCAUGGGCGCUGCCGACCCAGGCCUGGAGCACCUGCUGGCCUCUGCGGCCCCCUCCCCUGCACCCCCCACCCCAUCAGCCUCGCUCCGGGCCCCGCUGCCCCUACCAGCUGACCCCAAGGAACCCUGGGUUGCAGGAGGCUUCCCUGUCCAGGGAGGCUCCAGCUACCCACUGGGGCUGCCCCCCUGCCUAUACCGGACACCAGGAAUGUUCUUCUUUGAGUGACAGCAGCCUCGCCUCUGUAAGGGCUCUGCCAACCACAGCUCCAGGCUGUGCCUGGCUCUAGGACCUGGAGAGCCCUGGAAGGACAGCCCUGGCAGGCCAAGGACAACCAGGAUGGGAAGCCGGACUGAAGCAGCCCCGUUCAACCAGGCCUUCGGGGCCUCCAGAAAAACUUGGGGGUGAGGGAGAGGUGGGGCCCCUGGGGAUUUGUUCUGUGGCUCUUGGGCCCAAUAAAACCAGUGUGGU
This is a messenger RNA of Sciurus carolinensis (gray squirrel), 2138 nucleotides long. RefSeq names its product forkhead box S1 (gene Foxs1). Gene Ontology annotation, molecular function: RNA polymerase II cis-regulatory region sequence-specific DNA binding; DNA-binding transcription factor activity, RNA polymerase II-specific. NCBI's taxonomy places the organism in Eukaryota, Metazoa, Chordata, Mammalia, Rodentia, Sciuridae. The transcript is spliced from 2 exons. Gene Ontology annotation, biological process: anatomical structure morphogenesis; regulation of transcription by RNA polymerase II; cell differentiation. The record is from RefSeq and is a predicted model, not a curated record. Bases 834 to 1895 code for a protein of 353 amino acids.